AUGACCGGCUCAAAGACUACGCGAAAGGUCUACUCGGCCGAACAGCUACAUCGCUUGAGAGGCAGUCAGUCGCAGCCCAAGCUUCAAGAGGCCAUUGAAGCAAAGGAUAGCGAAGAUGCUGAGAUCGUGAAAGAGCAUGUCCUCCGUGGCUCGAGAUCAUUCGCAGCUCGCUCAUAUCGCUCUCGUACCUCUGGCAACUCACUACGCGUCCCAUCCACCAAGUCCAACCACGAGAACGUGCCUGCAGAAAUCUCCGAAGCUGAUGACCAACCUGUCGGUCUUCAACCUCCGCCAAAUGGCCUGACAAUGGGCGACGUUGUCCCCAACAGCCAGAGUCUACGACCAGGCCCAUUCAGGCUUCGCCCAUCUCCAACGCCAUCACUCAAGCGAAAGAAGGCUGAAGCCAUUGUGAAAGCCCACGGCUCACCCACUCACGUACGUGUCACAGCUGGAGGUCGAAUCGUGCCCUCUGAACAAUCGCCACUUUGCCACCCACGCUUUGGCUACAGUGCCAUACAAGCCAAUGGCGGACUCAUCAAGUCUGUUGCUCCAAACCAUCAAGCCGGCAAACCGCAGUGGACACGAGCAACAGAGAACGGCUUUGUGGCGCAGGACAUCGAUGGCAAUUUGUGUCAAAUUGUCGACGGCACCAUCAUGCCACUUCAGGAGGUCAAUGGUGCACUACAACUCUACAUCGAGGCUCCGAACGUUCACGGCUCUUCUCACGGCCAGCUGAAUGCUGCUCUUGCUCCACACCGUCCUCAACAGCCGACUGCUCUUCGACCGGCGAGUGCGGUCACUCCUGAGCCAAAUAUCCCCUCUCAGAUCGCCGCGCUCGAACUUGAAUACGCAAAGCUGGAGCACGAGCUAAAGGAUGUGGACAAGACUGAAGUCAUUCAUGGUCGUGGCAUGGGCAAAGGCUUCAAAGACGGCCUUGUAGCCCGGCGCCGUGAGCUCGUCAUCAACAUGGACAAGAUCCGCAAAGCGAUCAAGGCCUUGAAGAAUCAGCCUCCGCCCAAUGCGCCAACCUCACCGCGUGCCAUGGCCCCUCAGCAGUCAAUGUCGCCGCCAAGACGAGGUCCGGGAGGCAUGGGUCCUUCGUUUCACAGACCACGACCGACGCAAAUGUUCCCAGGACCAAUCGGUCCACCGCCAGCACCCGGUCCAUACUUGCCUCCUGGCGCGUUCGCACCUCAAUAUACAACACCAAGCCCUGAGGAGAUCUACACCGGUCAGCGUUGGGAUGUCCCUCCCCCGGGCAUGUUCAUGCAGCCUCCACCAUUCGAUGGUUCAAUGGGACCUCCAUUCCAGAUGAUGCCACCACUUGCAUCUGCGCCUCUGGCAAACGAUCUGCCACCUGUCACUCAGGCACAACAAAGCGGAAGUAUCCCCCAGCACGACGGCUCUUUUGCCGAUGUCAGCAUCGAAACACCCAACCGCAGUCAUGCUGUCUCUAUCAGAGCGCCAGAGUCGAAGGUGACCAACAUGAAGUCUGUCUUGAACCCUAUGAGCCCGGCAUACAAGCCAGCAGCCAUGAAUGCUGCCCCACAUGGCCAGUUCGGCGCCGGCACCAGUAUGAUGGGACCAUCAGCACCCUCUUUCCCAGUGCAUCUCCAGCGUGGGACGCAGAGAUCAUCGACUGCCACAGAUGACACCAUCAGUCCAGCCAAGAAGGACGUUCACAUGCACAGCUCAAGUAUCGCGAGCUUCAAUACUGCAGACUUUUUCCCGCGCAACACCGGCGAGUACUCAACCCGCCAGCAGGAGACUCAUCCUUCUGGUCGAUCAGAAGAGACCCAUGAGCCACACGAAGGUUAUGCUGCACGCAACAAGACUACGGUCACACCUGGUCACGAAGACUUCAGCCCCCACCGUUUCAGGGCGCCAGCCGUUCCUCCAGGUACUCCAGUCGACAGUGCGCGCAAAGUCUCGCAGCCAUUGAAUAUUCCGCGGCAACGCAAUGAUGUGCCAGACCGAGAUGCACACAACGUCAGCCCCAAGAGCAAGCGUGAGUGGCUUUUCAUCAAAGAGUGUCCUGGGCAAACUCACACCGAUGCCGACACAUCACCAGCCGUGCACGAUGGUGCUCGAUCGGACAUUGCUAAUGUCACCAACUCCUUCGACACCCUUGAUUUACUUAACAAGCCGCGUGAUUGGAUCGAAGGCUUCCAGGCAGGCUUGCAGCGCAAGCAAAUCGGGGACCGGGCAGGCGAUUCGCUUAAUGGAUAUGUCGCUGGCCUCCUGAAGUCAACUCCAGCAACGACUGCGUCAGGAUCCAGAGCGCAGACUAGCAGUCCCAUGAGACCAACAUCCCGUCGCCCAUCACCAGCAUUGCCAUCGCGAUCCUCAAGUCGGCUGAUGAUGUCCGACCAGGCCAAUACAGCACGUUCACCAUUCGAAAUGAGCAUGCAGAGUAUGGACACAUUGAAGCAGGCUGUAUACGCACCCCAGAACGAGAACGCUAUCUUGACUCCAGCUCCAGAUGGACCGCAUGUCACCGGUGAAUCUCGGAACCUUGGGGCGUGGGCGAAGGACCACAACAUCCAGCGCAUGACCGACAGCAAUGACUCUGCUCGCAUCACUGAUGUCCCCAACUUUCCCGUGCCUUCCCGCGGCUCAUCUGUGCGAGAGCAUCGCGACAUCAAGAUCAAAGACAUGGCCGACGGCAAGCAACACCCACAGAUGAAAGAUUUGCCCGCUAUUCCUGGCUUCAACCACAUCGGUGACAACAGUGGCACAUUCCUGCAGCCGAAUGCAGGUCAAUUCUCGGCAAGCCUGAUGCCGCCUACCUCGCCUACGCUCAGCACCAUGAGCAUCGCAUCUAGCAGCGUCGCUGCCGGCAGCGUACCAAACACUGGACAUCGUGUCACCAGUAUCUCGAGCAUGGACUCAAGCAUGCAGCGUCAGUGGCCAGGCAGUCGCAUCAUGACCCCAAGCGAGUGGAAGUCCGCAAGCUCUGUAGCGCAUGCUGCGGGCUUGGCAACAGGCUACUUCGCACACGCACAGUUCGAUGGGUCGCAGGACACCAAGGCUCCCCUCCGUCUGCCUGGUCAGCUAGCAGAGAUGUCCGACAAUGUUACCAAGCAGAAUUCACAGCGUGUGACAUCCAUGACCAGCACUUCUUCUGGCCCAAAGCAUGGCAGAUUCCAUGAGGGUUCGCUCGAUGGCAUGAGCAGUCCGCCAAUGUCACCACCACGCUCUGUAUCACCAAGCAUGUCCCCAGACGUAACUCCACGAGCCACACCACGUGAGAACGGCAAGAAGGACAGCAGCCCAACCAAGAAUCCAUCUCCAGCAAAGGCCUUCCAGUCCAUCGCCGAGAAGGUCGGCAUCAAGGUCGCCACCACUACCAACGGCAAUCCAUCAGGAAAGCGUCGCUGGCGCGAUGUCUGGCGCAAAGGAGGCCGCGAGGGCUCCGAUUGA
Messenger RNA from Fulvia fulva, 3423 nucleotides. RefSeq lists its product as uncharacterized. Bases 1 to 3423 code for a protein of 1140 amino acids. NCBI's taxonomy places the organism in Eukaryota, Fungi, Ascomycota, Dothideomycetes, Mycosphaerellales, Mycosphaerellaceae. The transcript has 3 exons. The record is from RefSeq and is a predicted model, not a curated record.